AUGACUUUACAACUAGCUGAUCGUUCAUUGAAAUAUCCCGAUGGGAUUGUAGAAGAUGUGCUAGUUAAAGUAGAUAAAUUCAUUUUGCCUGUUGAUUUUGUGGUACUUGAAAUGCCUGAAGAUGAUGAAGCACCAAUCAUUUUAGGUCGUCCAUUCUUAGCCACUGGUAAGGCGAUGAUUGAUAUGGAAUUAGGAUCUUUAAUGCUUAGGGUAAAUGGAGAAGAAGUUGUUUUUAAUUUGACAGAUGCAUUUAAACACUCUGAGCAUGUUGAGCAUUGCAGUAGAAUAGACGUGAUCGAGGACUGUGUUUCCUCCUUUUUUGAUUUGUAUGAAUUAUGUGAUUCUGUUGAGCACUGCAUUGUUAACUCUAUUGAUUUGCAUUCUGCCUCCCCUGAAACUCCUAUUGAAAAUGAUGUGCUUGAUUGUGUGUUGUUUCUUGAGUGUGCCGAGAUUUUAGGUGUAGACGAGGUAGGAAUCGUCCCUGAGAUACCAGUUAGUGUGAAAACGGCCCCCGUAUUGGAAUUGAAGCAAUUACCGGAUUAUCUUUGUUAUGCUUUUCUUGGAGCAAACAAGACUUAUCCGGUGAUUAUUUCUUCUAGUUUGAGCGAGGCCGAAACAAACACACUGCUGAAGGUCCUUAGAGAAUAUAGGUCGGCUACAGGUUGGUCUAUUGAGGAUAUUAAGGGAAUUAGCCCGUCUAUUGUUCAACACAAAAUUCUAAUGGAAGACGUCUAUAAACCGAGAGUCCAACCUCAGAGGCGGUUAAACCCAUCAAUGAAAGAGGUAGUCAAAAAAGAAGUCUUAAAACUGUUGGGCGCUGGUAUGAUUUAUGCAAUUUCUGACAGUCCGUGGGUCAGUCCGGUGCAGGUUGUGCCAAAGAGGGGUGGGAUGACGGUUAUUGUGAAUGAUAAAAAUGAACUUAUUCCGUCUAGAACAGUCACUGGGUGGCGUGCACAGAAGAACUAUUCAACGACCGAAAAGGAAAUGCUUGUUGUCGUUUAUGCUGUUGACAAGUUCAGACCGUAUAUUUUGGGGUCUCAGGAAUUCGACUUGGAAAUCAGAGACAAAAAGGGGAGCGAGAAUGUGGUAGCAGAUCAUCUUUCUAGACUCAUACUAGAAGAAGUUCCAGCCGAAGGAAAUAUUCAGGAAUCGUUCCCAGACGAGCAACUGCUCGCCAUUAGUACUCACACUCCGUGGUAUGCUGAUGUGGCCAACUUCUUGGCCAGUGGAAUCAUUCCUGAUGAUCUAUCUUAUCACCAAAAGAAAAAAUUCCUUCACGACAGUCGUUUCUAUCUUUGGGACGAGCCGUUGCUUUUCAGAACCGGCUCCGAUCGUGUCAUCCGAAGAUGUGUUCCGGAAACCGAAGUACGUGAGAUUCUCACACAUUGCCACUCUACACCUUGUGGCUGGCAUCACGGGGAAUCUCGCACAGCUGCCAAGGUUCUGCAGUCAGGCUUCUUUUGGCCAACCCUAUUCCGAGAUAGUUACGAGUUCGUGAAACGGUGUGAUCGAUGCCAACGAACAGGGAACCUAUCCAACAAAAGCCAAAUGCCUUUGAACAACAUGCAAGAGGUGGAGCUUUUCGAUGUUUGGGGCAUAGACUUCAUGGGACCAUUCCCUUCUUCGAACGGGAAGUUAUACAUUCUGCUUGCCGUGGACUACGUGUCCAAAUGGGUCGAAGCAAUUGCUACCACUACCAACGAUGCUCGUACAGUCCUCAAAUUCUUCCACAAGAACAUAUUCUCAAGGUUUGGGACACCUAGGGCGUUCAUUAGCGAUGAAGGAUCUCACUUCUGCAACAAACUGCUCACUAAUCUCACGAACAAGUUGGGGAUCCGACACAAAAUUGCGCUUGCCUAUCAUCCACAAACAAAUGGCCUUGCUGAGUUGUCAAACCGAGAAAUCAAACAGAUUCUGGAGAAGACCGUGAGCACGAACCGAAAAGAUUGGGCGUUGAAGCUCGAUGAUGCACUUUGGGCCUAUCGAACCGCAUUCAAGACACCGAUUGGGAUGUCUCCGUACAAACUCGUGUUUGGGAAAGCAUGCCACCUGCCAGUGGAAUUGGAGCACCGAGCUUAUUGGGCAGUCAAAAAGCUCAAUUUCGAUCAAACAGCUACCGGCGAUCGUCGAUUGCUUCAACUCAACGAAUUGGAGGAGUUCAGAAACGAUGCUUACGAGAAUGCCAAGAUUUACAAAGAAAAGACGAAAAAGUGGCAUGACAAAAGAAUUACAAAGCGAGAGUUUCGGGCAGGUGACCAAGUCCUGCUAUUCAAUUCUCGACUACGACUAUUUCCGGGAAAGCUAAAGUCCCGUUGGUCAGGGCCAUUCGUAGUCCUGAGCGCAACCCCACAAGGAGUUAUUGAAAUCCGAGGACGAGAUGGCCCAUCAUUCAAAGUCAAUGAGCAACGAGUCAAGCAUUACUACCCAAAUGGUGCUCCCGAGGAAGUGGAGCGUGUUGCACUGAUUUUCUCCCAAUAA
Messenger RNA from Erythranthe guttata (spotted monkey flower), 2478 nucleotides. NCBI's taxonomy places the organism in Eukaryota, Viridiplantae, Streptophyta, Magnoliopsida, Lamiales, Phrymaceae. The record is from RefSeq and is a predicted model, not a curated record.